This is a messenger RNA of Phymastichus coffea, 2040 nucleotides long. RefSeq names its product pescadillo homolog. Bases 119 to 1960 code for a protein of 613 amino acids. Gene Ontology annotation, molecular function: RNA binding. Lineage: Eukaryota; Metazoa; Arthropoda; Insecta; Hymenoptera; Eulophidae. The record is from RefSeq and is a predicted model, not a curated record. Gene Ontology annotation, cellular component: nucleolus; PeBoW complex. Gene Ontology annotation, biological process: ribosome biogenesis; maturation of LSU-rRNA from tricistronic rRNA transcript (SSU-rRNA, 5.8S rRNA, LSU-rRNA). The transcript has 7 exons.
UACGAACGCAUGUCAACGUGUAUAUUCAAAAAUUGUAUAAUUAUGUGGAUAACGAAAUGAGUUAUUAGACAAAAAUAGUGUUUUAUUUGCUGAAUUUUUAUUUUUAGAACCAUAUAAAAUGGUGGUCAUCGGUAAGAAAAAGUACGAGGCCGGAGAGGCAACGCAGUUUCUCACAAGAAAACAAGCAUUGAAAAAACUGCAAUUGUCUUUGAACGAAUUUCGCAGAUUAUGUAUCAUAAAAGGAAUUUAUCCGAGAGAACCUCGGAAUCGCAAAAGGGCACAGAAGGGGGAUACUCGUAUAAAAAUCCUUUAUCACAAAAAGGACAUUCAGUUUUUGAUGCAUGAACCUAUAAUAUGGAAGCUCAGGGAUUACAAGAUAUUUGCAAGAAAAGUAGGUAGAGCAAAGGCCUUAAGAGAUUUCAAAGAAAUGAAGAGAUACCUAAAAAAUCACCCAACAAUAAAACUAGAUCACAUUGUCAAAGAAAGAUAUCCAACUUUUAUAGAUGCACUUAAAGACUUGGAUGAUUGUCUAACUUUAUGUUUCUUGUUUAGUACUUUCCCUUCAAUGCCACACAUACCAAGAGAUCAAAGUAUACUUUGUCGAAGACUCACAGUAGAGUUUAUGCAUGCUGUCAUUUAUGCUAAAGCUCUUAGGAAAGUUUUCAUAUCGAUAAAAGGAUAUUAUUAUCAAGCUGAAAUAAAAGGGCAGACUAUUACUUGGAUUGUGCCUCAUCAAUUUGGUUUUGAACCACAGAAAAAGUCAGAAGUAGAUUUUAAAAUGAUGUCCACUUUCGUUGAAUUUUACAUUAUCAUGCUUGGAUUUGUAAACUAUAGACUCUAUCACACAUUAAAUUUGUAUUAUCCACCCAAAUUCAGCAGUGUUGGUACAUCUGAACAAGCACUUGUUGAUGCUGGAGCUUUUGCCUCUGAAAGGAUAAGUGCUCUUAAUGUUCCACUGGUUACUCUAACUCCUGGAGUACAAGCUGAAGAAGAAGUAGAAAUUGAUACGUUCACAGAAAAUGAUGCAGCCAAAAUUGAUGAGAUCAAAGCUGAAUACGAAAAAAUUAAAAAAUUAAAAACUUUAUUUAAAGGGUUGAAGUUUUAUAUAAAUAGAGAAGUACCUAGGGAAUCACUUGUUUUCGUAAUUCGUUGUUUUGGAGGCGAAGUUUCAUGGGACAAAUUGUUAUUUGUUGGCUCAACAUUUGACGUAAAUGAUGAAACUAUAACACAUCAUAUUGUAGACAGAUCUAGUAUGGAUAAUCAGUACCUUUCCAGGUAUUAUAUUCAGCCUCAAUGGAUUUUCGACUGUAUUAAUGCUCGAGAGCUGUUACCUGUUGAAAAAUAUUUGAUGGGUUGUAAGCUGCCCCCGCAUCUUUCACCAUUUUCGGAUCCGCGCCGCAAUCAAGAAUACAUUCCGCCUGAGGAAAGAGCAUUAAUGGAUCCGGAAUAUAGGUUGAAUUACGCUCAAGAAGACGAUGAAAUGGAUGAUGAUUCGGAGGUAGAGAAAGGCACUGAAGAAGAUGAAACAAAAGAUGAAGAUAAUGAGGACAACAAUCAUAUGAGCGACGAGGCGGAGGAAAAAGGAGAAGAAGAUGAAGACGAGGAAGAGCCGGAAGUCGUUGUAGAAAAGAGUAAAAAAAAAGCUGAAAAGUCUGUCAUUGAAGAUUCUAAAGAAACGGAAAGAUUACAAAAGAAAAAGAAAAUGAAAGUAAAAAGCGGCAAGAUAGUAAAGGAGGAUCCGUAUGAAAAGAGUCGUCAAGAAAGUCAAGAGUUCCGUUUGCGUGAGAAGUUAGUUCCCAACAAAUACCGAAAGCUUUACAAAAGCAUGAAGGAGGGUAAAAAGGAUAGGAUGAAAGAGAUUUGGUUGAAACGGAAAAAGAGACGUCUGCACGAAGAGUCUGAGGUAGCGAAGAGGAAGCAACUGCGCAAAGCUCAGAAGAAAGCUGCAGCCAACGCUUAAAACGAAUUACUAAUUUUAUUUUAUAAUUUGAACAUCGGUAUGAAACUUUAUUAAUAUGAGAAAUACAGCCGUGAGCGAUC